Molecule: messenger RNA, 1945 nt
Organism: Cheilinus undulatus (humphead wrasse)
Lineage: Eukaryota; Metazoa; Chordata; Actinopteri; Labriformes; Labridae
Product: E3 ubiquitin/ISG15 ligase TRIM25-like
Exons: 1
Coding region: 272-1945 (557 amino acids)
Molecular function (GO): zinc ion binding
Source: RefSeq, a predicted model, not a curated record
CAAUCAGAGCAUCUCUAUAGUUCAAACAAAAGCCAAGCACAUAGAAACAUCAUGGUUGAUAAGAGCAGGUGAGAAAAGAACCUCCUACUAGAAUGAAUAACAAUGAUAACCCCUCCCAGAUGAUGUAACAACAAUGUGAUUGAGCCCUCCCCCGGAUGAUAUAAGCAACAGAGUAUGGUCCUAUCUCCACUCAAGACCAGAUACUCACCUGGACUGCCUUUUGAUCUGCAUCAGAGAGACAACAACAGACACCCCACCUUGGCAAGGAGAGAUGGCUCAGACAGGAGUUCAGCUGGACCAGGAGAGAAUGUCCUGUUCCAUCUGUCUGGAUCUCUUCAAGAAUCCAGCCACUGUUCCCUGUGGACACAGCUACUGUCUGGGCUGUAUCAAAACCCACUGGGACAAAGAGAACAUGAGAGGAAUCUACAGCUGUCCUCAGUGCAGGCAGACCUUCAAACCCAGACCCAUCCUGGGGAAAAACACCCUGUUGGCAGACUUAGUGGAUGAUGUGAAGAAGAACCAACUCCAAGCUGCUGCUAGCCACUGCUAUGCUGGACCUGAAGAUGUGGCCUGUGACGUCUGCCCUGGGAGAAAACGCAAGGCCAGCAAGUCCUGUCUGCAAUGUUUGGUCUCUUACUGCCAGGAAGACCUUCGGCUUCACCAUGAAGCUCCAGCCUUCAAGAAACACGUGCUGAUGGAGCCCUCCAAGAAGCUCCAGGAGAACAUCUGCUCUCAACAUGAUGAGUUGAUGAAGAUAUUCUGUCGCAGCGACCAAGAACUCAUCUGUUAUCUCUGCUUGUUGGAAGAGCAUAAAGACCAUGACACAGUAUCAGCUGUGACAGAGAGUACUGAGAGGCUCAGGCAGAUCGUCGCUCAUCAACAAAUCAUCCAGCAGAGAAUCCAGACAAGGGGCGACCACAUCAAGAUGCUCGAUCAAGAACUGAGGAGCAUCAAUCUCUCUGCAGACAAAACACUCGAGCGGAGUGCCAAGACCCUCGCUGGGCUGAUCCAUCUCCUGGAGAGAAGAUACUCAAAUCUGAAUGAGCAGAUCAGAUCUCGGCAUGGAACUGAAGUCAGCCGAAUGAAAGGGCUUAAGAAGAAGCUGGCAAAGGAGAUCAAAGAGCUGAGGACAAGAGAUGCUGAACUCCAGGAUCUGAUCCACACAGAAGAUCACAUCCAGUUUCUACAGGAGUGCCCCUCACUGUCACAACUCAGUGAAACUACAGACUCCAGCGCCCAUAUCCAUCCUCAGAGCCACUUUGAAGACUUAACAGCAGAUAUGAUGAAGCUCCAAAACAAACUGCAGGACGUUCUGACUCUGACUGAGACAAACAUCCCACAGAUAGUGACUCAAGUGGACCGUCCACUGUUACAACCAGAGCCCAAGACCAGAGACCAGUUCUUACAGUAUGCCAUUGACCUCACAAUAGAUCCAAACACAGCUAACUGGAAUCUGGCCUUAUCUCCUGGGGGGAAAGGAGUGUGCUAUGAGAGGGAUGCACUGCCUUUGACAUGUCAUCCUGAGAGAUUCAAUCUGUUGCCUCAGGCCCUGAGUAAAGAGAGUCUGACUGGACGCUGUUACUGGGAGAUGACAUGGAGAGGAAGAGGAGUCUGUGUGGCAGUCGCAUACAAGCAGAACAAAAGAGUAGAAACCGCAGAUGCACCUGGGUUUGGACUUGACGGCAGCUCUUGGGCAUUGUCUUGUUGCAACCAGAAGUACGACUUCUGUUCCUCCAAUAAGGUGACUCCACUCAGAGGUCCGUGGUCCACCAGAGUAGGAGUGUACCUGGAUCGCAGUGCAGGUGUUCUGGCCUUUUACAGCAUCUCUGGAACCCUGACUCUCCUCCACAGGAUCCAGACCACGUUCACUCAGCCUCUCUAUGCUGGACUUAUGCUGCCGAAAGGCUUCUAUGGAACCACGGCUGAGUUCUGUACACUGAAAUAG